AUGGUUGUGUGUUUAAAAGUAGCUGUGAUAUUAUUCACCGGGAUUUGUAGCAUAACUUGCGCCGGCUCUUCGGCCAAGAAACCCCUGUACAUUGGCGGUCUUCUCCCACUGUCGGAAGCCGACGGUUGGAGUCGUUUCUUCGGGUACAGCGCCAAGGUUGGGGCUGAGCUGGCAGUGAUUGACAUCAACAAUAGAAGCGACGUGCUGCCGGACUACAAUCUCGUCUUGGAUAUAUCUGAUUCUGAGGCAGACCAAGCGGUAGCCCUGAAUCGCCUAUACGAGCUACUCUACUCUCCACCCGUCAAGGUAGCCAUCUUUGGACCACUUCUCUCCGGCACGACUGAAAUUGUGGCACAGGUUAUUGCCAAAUGGGACAUCAUUCAGAUGUCUCCUGGUGCAUCCACACCAGUUCUUACCGACCGAGUCAAGUAUCCACACACCUACCGUACACUCACAUCGUCAGCUGCUUUCGCUGCCGCGGAACUCCAGAUUAUUCACAAGUUCGGUUGGACGAAGAUUGCAACAUUCCACCAAGCACGAGAACCUCACAUAGGGAGAACGAACGAGUUUCUUAAAUUGGCAGCCUCUGAUGAGAACAUCUCUGUUGUCAGCACAGAGACGUUCUACAACGAUCCUCUUGAAGCAUUGCAGCGUCUUAAGACAAAAGACGUGCGCAUUAUUGUAACGAGCUUCUUUGAAGAAAAGGCCAGGAAGAUUUUCUGUGAUAUUCUAAAAUUGGAACUCUACGGCGCCAACUACGUCUGGAUCAUGCCAGGGUACUUCGAUGACGAGUGGAAGGCCAAAGUCGAUGAGGAAAUCGACUGUUCCGUUGAUGACCUUAAGCGGGCAACAGAGGGCUACCUGACCGUCACAUACAGCUUCUACGGCGUGGGGACAAAUGUUGGUCGAUGUGGAAAGACGCCAGAAGAGUUUCGCCGAGAAAUGGCAGAUGCUCUCGGGUACAAUGUGAGCGUAGCAACCCGUGGUUCGGCUGCCCUUGGCUACGAUGCCAUAUGGUCCCUGGCCAUGGCCAUGCAUGAGGCGGAGGCCAUACUGUCUCGUAGUCUGGACUCGUACCAGUACGGCGACGAGGAGUACGCACGGGUGGUGGGACAGAACAUUCUCGGGCAAAGUUUCGAUGGGAUGUCGGGUCGCGUAGUUUUUCACGAGGGUGGCUACCGGAUCGGCAAUCUUCUAAUCGAGCAAAAUAUCGGCGGCAAUGAAGAGUUGGUGGGAACCUACAAUAAUAUCGAUGAUGAAGUCAGCUGGCAUAUUCCCACAGAUAACCUGUGGUAUUAUAAUGGAGGAAGGCCUCCAUACGACUCUGACGUCACAAAGAAGGUCGAUGACCUCCAGUCUACACCCAUAGCUAUCAUGGUCGUCGUGUCUAUACUGGUUGCCAUGGGAAUGAUUCUCUCUCUGAUGUUUCUGGCUUUCAACUUCUGGAAGCGCAAAAACAGACAGAUCAAGAUGUCCAGCCCCAGGGUGAACAACCUCAUCGCAUCGGGAAUCAUGCUAGCUUAUCUGUGUGUCGUGCUCCUAGGCGUCGAUCGAUCUAUGGUUGAUAUUGAUGCAUUGCAAACGAUUUGCAGGGUUCGUUCGUGGCUCAUGCCUGUGGCUUUUACACUAGCCUUUGGUGGGAUGUUCACCAAGAUGUGGCGGGUGUACAGCAUCGUCAUCGCAAACAAGACAAAACGAAAGGUGAUAAAAGAUCGCCACCUGGUUGGUAUUAUCGCCAUUCUCUUAUUGGUUGACUUUGCUAUCCUCGUCCCGUGGCAGAUCAUCGAUCCCAUACAUAUCGAGGAGAUACGGACCCCCGUACCACAGACCAAAGAAGAUAAAGCCAACUACACCAAGCACGAAUUGCUGUACGUCAACUGCACGUCCUUUAACAACACCAUUUGGACCAUGGCGAUGCUCAUCUACAAGGCGUUUGUCGUGGUGUUUGGUGCCUUUCUCGCGUGGUCCACAAGGAAUGUGAAAGUGUCUGGUCUGAAUGACAGUUAUUACGUAGGUCUGUCAAUCUACAACACCGUCAUCUGCUGUGUCGUUGCUGUGCCGUUAUCGUUCCUUGCGGUGUCCUCCAUCGGCGUGACCUUUGCCCUCGUUUCCGGUUUUCUGCUGUUCUGCAUUACUGCGUCACUCUGCAUGCUUUUCUUCCCAAAGGUGAUCGCAGUUUAUCGCAAGAAUGCAAUCGAAGACGAGACUUUCACCGGGAUACGGUUCAACACUACCAUAUCGGCACCCAGACCGCCAAAGGGGACUGACAUACCAUCGACCAGCGCCCAGGUAGAGUCAAGAAGUACAGCACAGUAGCAACAGUUCAUCGUCAGGGACACUUGAACUC
Molecule: messenger RNA, 2347 nt
Organism: Asterias rubens (European starfish)
Lineage: Eukaryota; Metazoa; Echinodermata; Asteroidea; Forcipulatida; Asteriidae
Product: gamma-aminobutyric acid type B receptor subunit 2-like
Exons: 16
Coding region: 1-2316 (771 amino acids)
Biological process (GO): gamma-aminobutyric acid signaling pathway; G protein-coupled receptor signaling pathway
Cellular component (GO): G protein-coupled receptor heterodimeric complex; membrane
Molecular function (GO): G protein-coupled GABA receptor activity
Source: RefSeq, a predicted model, not a curated record